This is a messenger RNA of Opisthorchis viverrini, 672 nucleotides long. RefSeq lists its product as hypothetical. The record is from RefSeq and is a predicted model, not a curated record. NCBI's taxonomy places the organism in Eukaryota, Metazoa, Platyhelminthes, Trematoda, Opisthorchiida, Opisthorchiidae. The transcript has 4 exons. Bases 1 to 672 code for a protein of 223 amino acids.
AUGCCGACGGAUGCUUUGCGCUAUUGGUGGUGGAUACGGCUAGAUGAAAACCACGAUUCAGGUGCUGUACGCCAAACGCGCGUGGGAUUAUUGAUACGGAGUCAGGAAUCCGGUUUAGGAGGCUCCGAUACAACAUUCGAACCAUCUCCGUUUUGCCCCGGUUGGGAACUUCCCAUGGCCAGUCCAUCAGCAGACGACAGAUGUGCUUCUUCAGCCAACUCCGGUGGUAAGUUGCGACUGGUUUUCAACACACUGAUACCCUCUUCCAACUGUCCACAAAAAAUAAGUAGUGGAAUAAUGCGAGUUCAUCACGGUAUAAAGAUAAACGUUCAGCUGGUAGCACCCUUCCGGUGCCUAGCUGCCAUGCCACCCGAAGGGAGCACGAGGGCUGGGAUACUGCCAGGUUGCCCAAGCCUAGACAGGGGAAGUCGAGUGGCGGAGGUCGGAUUCGAACCGCGGACCUUCAGGUUAGUAAUCCGCACUCUAACCACUUCGGCCAUCUCGAAUCAUAGAGAACGUCUUCAUCCUAAGACUACUUCAAACGAAGAUGCUGUGGGCAUUAACUAUGAGUGCCUAGAUGUCAUGCAAACGGAAGAGGGCACGAGGGCCCGGAGACAGCCAGGUUGCUCGAGCCUAGACAGCAGCAGUCGAGAUGGACCUUCCGGUCCGUAA